AUGUCCUGCGAGGGCUGCCUGCAUCCUUUCCCACAGUACCCAAUACCGUGCAGCUGGUGGUGGUUCGCAGGUUCCCCUCCGAUUUCAGAAGCUGUAGGGAGGGUUUCCUCCACAACCCAGUGUGUCCUUGGAAGCUGCCAACCUGCAGCGCUCUCAACCUGUGCAAGCUUAGCUUCUUCGGUAUUUGUUAAAAGUGGUGGAAGAUGUUCGAUUACUGGCCUCUCAGCUGCUAAAGUGUCUGCUCUCCCCAUAUCCCCGGACUUGCAAGACGGGCUGCAGCGCUUGGGUAUUCGGAGACUUGCGGAGGUCCAGCGAAUAUGUCUCCUGCGUGCAUUGGGGGGGACAAGUCUCGUUGUUGCUGCAAAUCCAGGGUCUGGGAAGACGCUGGCCUACCUCCUUCCUGUCCUGCAGCGCUUCGUGGCUGAAGACGGGCGGCAGACGUUGGAUAUCUCAGACGGGUCGCCCCCAUCUCCUUUUGCUCUUAUUCUAGUUCCUUCUCGUGAGCUAGCAAGGCAAGUGGCGAAAGUUGCAAUGGCCUUGCUGCCUCACGCGCCCGUGCUGCUGUUAGACCCUGCAUCUUCCUUACGGCACCAUCAACAACUGCUGAGCCAUUUGCCCGUCAAGAUUGUCGUAUCCACUCCUGAUAGGGUCCGGUCACUAAUGUGGAGAAGGCGUGUGCAAGCUGCUGGAAGGGCGGAACACGGUGAACCUCUCCAUCUCAGCUUGAAAAACCUUCAUGUCUUAGUAAUCGAUGAGGCAGACUGUAUGUUGCGUCGGGACUACCACUCUAAGGUGCAGUUCAUUUAUCGGACUGCCAUAGGCUGCAACUCUGGCGAGGAGAAAGCUGGAACUGGAGAAGGCCUCCGGGAAUGCAGUGCAGUCGUAGGAGCUGGUGUAAGGCACCACAUUUGCUACAUACCCUCGUGGAGUGGCUCAAAUGCUUCACAAGAUACUAUCUGCGACGGAUCUAAGGCACUGGCAAAAAAUGGUGAGUAUCUGACAUGCGCCUCUUGCUAUCGAAGAUCGGCAUCUGUGAUGCUUUGGGCAUCCGUGCUUGUCAGCACCGAUAUAGCCGCUAGAGGAUUCGACAUCCCGUCUGUCAUCCUUGUUGUCCAUAUGCACCCACCAAGUACUCCCGAAAACUACACGCACAGAGCAGGCCGCGCAGGGAGGGGCAGCACUCCAGGGGCAUCAGUUGUGCUCUGUAGCAACCAGGAGUUGCAUAAACUUCGGGAUAUCGCGCGUUUAGGGCAUGUAAACUUUGAGCGUCGAGCACUUCCAGAAGCUGCCGACUGUCAGGAGCUCAUGCUAAGGCAAUUGACAGUAUGCCCCGCUUUUAGACGUGGCGCAGCGCCUCCAGGAAAAGAUGGGGGCUCAGGCGCUUGCGACGGUCUUGCUCAAACUGGGAGGGGCCGCUGCACAUACGAACGCAGCGCCUUCACGGUCUACUGGCUGCACGCCGACUUCUUCAAGGCAUGUUGCCCGGAGGCGCAACUCCAGAGAUUGUCUCUUGCACAGUCGAGGAAAGAGACGCGUCGGCAAGCUGUGCAGAAAGAUCGAGUAUUCAAGAGCGAUUCUUUGCAUAUUCAAGCUCUCAAAAAUAUGAAUCUUGGCAGCGCAAAGCGUCCCUGA
Eimeria acervulina is the source of this 1632-nucleotide messenger RNA. RefSeq names its product RNA helicase, putative. NCBI's taxonomy places the organism in Eukaryota, Apicomplexa, Conoidasida, Eucoccidiorida, Eimeriidae. The record is from RefSeq and is a predicted model, not a curated record. Gene Ontology annotation, molecular function: ATP binding; nucleic acid binding. Bases 1 to 1632 code for a protein of 543 amino acids. The transcript has 8 exons. Gene Ontology annotation, cellular component: nucleolus.